This is a messenger RNA of Diprion similis, 2464 nucleotides long. It is a transcript of the gene Crtc, whose product is annotated as CREB-regulated transcription coactivator 1-like. Gene Ontology annotation, cellular component: cytoplasm; nucleus. Lineage: Eukaryota; Metazoa; Arthropoda; Insecta; Hymenoptera; Diprionidae. Gene Ontology annotation, biological process: positive regulation of transcription by RNA polymerase II; protein homotetramerization. The record is from RefSeq and is a predicted model, not a curated record. The transcript has 15 exons. Gene Ontology annotation, molecular function: cAMP response element binding protein binding. The coding region runs from base 132 to 2288 and encodes 718 amino acids.
GGUUGAUCAGUUCUUCGUGUGGCCAUCUAGAAGGCAGUGACGUUCAUUUUUUAACAUUUUCAUUGGUGCGGUCGGUAUAACAAACGUGGGAAUAAUAUAGUUGCAAGUCAAAAAUCCAGUGCCGAGCCAUCAUGGCGAACCCUCGGAAAUUCAGUGAAAAGAUAGCUCUUUUGAAUCAGAAACAGGCGGAGGAAACUGCCGCGUUCGAGGCAAUCAUGCGAGAGGUUUCCGACGUCACGAGCAGAGUGGCUGGAGUGGCGUCUGCCAGUAACUCGGUCGUAGCAAGUCCAACGGGCUGCGGGGCACCCGGUGAAGUAACUCCGUCGGUGAAGAGUGCCGGGGCGAGUCCUCCGCUUCAGUCCAGCGGAAAGCACCUCCGAAUUAACCUGGGGAAUCAGUUCAAGGCUGGCGGUUCCUUGCCCAAUGUAAACAACAACAGAAACAACAAUCGUAACCGAGGCGUCGAAGCUUCGAAUAACAAGAACGGCAACGAGCACGGCAACGGCAACAACAUCCCCAACAGCAACAACGACGACGCUGACAACAAAAAAAACGACGACGACGAAAACGACCACGACGACGUCGACGACGACGAAGACCAUCAUCAUCCUCAAAACCCUACAGACUCUACGGGCAAAGGAACUGCAGACAUUUUUCCUGCAGGUCUCUACUCCGUUGAUCUUAUAAAGCCUACACUGAACAAUGCCGAGGAGAGUCAAGCAAAUUCAACGAUGUACCAAAGUAUGGACCGAAGUAUGAACCGAAGCAUGGACCGAAACAUGGACCAAAGUAUGGAACGUGGUCGAUCUAUGGUUGGUCCAAUGAGGUCGCGUCCUGCGGAGAAGAGACAUGACACCUCACCCUACAGCGGUGUACCUUAUUUGUUGUCCCCUCCCCCAGAUACUUGGCGCAGAACCAAUUCAGAUUCUGCCCUUCAUCAAAGUGUGAACGAUUCCUGCCAGAUGCCUUCCUCCAUGCCUCACCGGCGAGGUAGCGAUGCGUAUCCGCAUAUGGGAGGCAUGGGUUCUGAGCACAGAGAAUCGCAUCGUGGCUUCAUGGAGAGGCCGAGAUCUUCCUGUGAAAUGCCCAGAGUACCUGGAAUAAAUAUUUAUCCAAGUUCUCAACCGCCUGGACAACAGAUACCGAUUGGUAAUAACACCGGAUCCUUGCCUGAUUUAAGCAACGUUCAUUUUCCGCCACCGCUACAAGCCCCUCUUGAUCAAGAGGAUCAUUCGAGUAGCACGCCAUAUAGUACCAGUCCUCAAACGAGCAGUCCUACGACUUUAUCGCCAACCAGCUUACAACAAGCUGGAAGGCUAUCUUUUUCACAAGAUCACAGUCCGGCACAUGCCCAAAAUCAUUUAUCAGUGCCUGUUAACUCUAGGUUUCUCCAUACGUGCAAGGGUGUUGCACUGGAUAACAGCACAAGUACUUCGCAACAAGAUCUUCACUCUUACACGCAACCACCACCGCCUGCUCACAGUCCUCAACACUUUAUUUAUCAACAGCCGCAUAGUCCGGUGCAACCACAAAGUCCGAAGUCGUCGCAGUCACAUCAACCAGUGAAUCCCUUGGGGACAUACCGAACUCCUCAAACUGUGAGUAGGCCGUCACCUCAGUCGUCGCCAAGUCUCACCGUUCGGAGUCCGUUAAGUUAUAGUAACAACCCAUCAGCACCACCUAGUCCGACAGGACACUUGGGUCAACCGAACUUCCCCACGAACAGUAUAGAUCAAAAUACUUAUUUGCCUGAUCAAACGCAGGCAACGGCACUUCAACAGCAUUUCGAGCAUUUCACCAUGGGAGUGGAAUGGGCGCAAAUAGCCCAGCAUCUUGCGGAAUCUGGCUGCACAUGGACCACACAGCUAGAGAUGGACUCACCUGUGGCAACAACGACGUUGGCUACUUAUAUCAGCUCUCCGAAUCACACUACCAAUUAUACUCAAAGCGAAAUGAUCAAUGUCAGUGGAGAAUUGGGCAGUGGAGACGCGGGAUAUUUUAGUACUAGUCCGCAAUUGGUGUAUCAACCUCGAACACCAACGUCGACUCAACAAUUAACACCCCAAACACCAAAUACACCUAGGAUUAUACUCACUGAUUUUUCAGCAAAUCAUGGCUUAUCGACUCCAGAAUUUGUAAGAGAUGACUUUGAUCCAAACUUAUUCUCCGAAGAUGAUGUGCUUAAGCAUGGUUUGGAACCGCUGGAUUUUGGUGAUCUGCAAAUGCUCACUGAUUCGAGCACUGUGUUAUCUGAUCCAGCUGCCGAACAUCACUUUAGAUUAGAUUGACUUUAAGAUUAAAAAUACUGUGACUAAUUUGUGCGAUUGCGUUAUUAUAGGAUGAAGUAACGACGACUUGAUGUGUUAUGACUUAAGACACUUGAGCUAAUGGGGUAUUUUGAAUAUUGUUCACAGUUCUAGUAACUUACCGAAUGCAAUACUAUACCUUUCUCUCUCUCUCUCUC